CGUAAUAAACGCUGGUGGAUGGCAUGCAACCUACAGUGUAAUUUACCGAUUUGAACAGAACCUUGACUUAAUAUAUAUUUUUUUAUCAGAUAUGACUGCAAAAUCCCUUCACGAGUUAGUGCGCGAGGCGGCGCUCGCGCAUGGAGAUAAAACAGCUGUCGUGUUCGACAGCAGCAUUGCAGCGCGUGUGUCUUUUACGUAUGAUGAAGUAAUUUCCCUAGCAGAUGAAUUAACUGAACACCUGCGCGUCUCUCUCCAGAAACAUGAUAGCGUCAUGGGGUUAUUCUGUCAUACAGACGUUUUCCUCCCUGUCUGGAUUAUUGGUGUUCUGCAGUUUCCUGCUGCAUAUGUACCCCUUGAUCCUGCCUCACCACCAUCAUGUACCCUGAGAAUGAUGAACAAGUGCAGUCUGAACUUCUGCUUGAUACAGAGUGAUUUACUUCAUCAAUUCCAGAGUGCAUUUUCCAAACUGCUAUCCCUGGAGGUAUGUUCAACAUUGUCGUCGCAUAAACUUACUCUAAUAAAGAUACAAAGAGAACAGGAUGCACACAUUCAGCCCACAGAGAUUGAACAUCAGCAUUCCUACUCUGCUAUGACCAAAGACAGCCACCAGAGAGAGCCAUUGGCUUAUGUUUUGCACACAUCUGGAACAACAGGGCUUCCAAAGAUAGUGAACGUCCCACACAGGUGUAUUGUGCCUAACAUAAUUCAUCUAAGAUCUCUAUUUAAGAUGACUGCAGAAGAUACUGUGUUCCUUUCCUCUCCGUUAACAUUUGACCCGUCUGUAGUAGAGAUAUUUUUGGCCCUGUCUUCUGGAGCAUGUCUCCUCAUUGUUCCCUCUGCUGUUAAAAAGAUGCCACGCAGACUUGCACAUGUGCUGUUCAAACGAAACGCAACAACAGUCUUACAGGCAACUCCCACUCUUGUGAAGCGCUUUGGAAGGCGUGCCUUGCAGGAGGAAGUGUUUAGUGCAAAUUCAUCCCUAAGGUUGUUGGCUUUUGGAGGAGAGCCAUGUCCAUCUCUGACUCUUCUCAAGAGCUGGAGGCAGGAAGGCAAUAGCACACGCAUCUAUAAUCUUUAUGGCACCACAGAAGUUUCUUGCUGGGCAAGUUGGUACAAAGUCCCAGACAAACUCCUAUGCUCAGAUGACACAACUGAUGUAUCUGUGCCCCUUGGGGAGCCAUUGUUGGAUACUGUAAUCGAAGUGAGAAAUGAGACUGGGCAUUUUGUCACUGAUGGAGAAGGACAGGUGUUCAUUGGUGGUCAGGAGAGGGUGUGUCUGCUGGACGAAGAGGAAACUGUAGUCAGGGGAACGAUGCGUGCUACUGGUGACUGGGUGCAGGUGCGCGAUUCCCAUCUGUAUUUCCUGGGAAGAAAGGAUCGACUCGUCAAGCGCUUUGGUCAGCGGGUGCAUCUAGAUGCCCUGCAGCAGAUCAUAGAGAAUUUACCCCAGGUAGAGGCGUGUACAGUGAGUCUGAGUGAGGAUAGCAGGUUGGUGGCAUUUAUAGUGCUUGCAUCAGGUCAACCAAGAGCCCUUUCAUCCUCCUCCUCAGAAAUUCAUCGUGGAAAACCUUUUCAAGAUUCUACUGAGUCCUCUGAAGAGGUUGCUGAAGUAGAUGACCCAAGAGACUCCUCCUCUUCCUCCCUCAGAGUUAUUGAAGGAGAGAUUCGCCAUACAUUAUCUCAGUUUUUGGCCAGUCAUAGCAUUCCAGACACAAUCUUGUUCAUCUCCGCACUUCCACUCACCUCUCAUGGUAAAAUAGCCAUGGAUGAGUUGAUGAGGAUGUGUGAGACCCAAAGACAGAACACAGAUACACAAACUGUACAAAAAGACAUUGAUACCAUAAGACUGAAACUACAGACAUUAUGGAAGGAGUGUCUUGGCCUGGCUAAGGAUGUGGUGGUUGAGGAGGAUAAACACUUUAUGUUAAGUGGAGGAGACUCCCUUCAGGCCCUGCGCCUCUUUGAUGAGCUCACUGUUGCCAUGGGGACAACCUCAGUGGGCCUGCUAGAAGUCAUAUUAGAUGGCUCUUUCUCAGAUGUGCUAAGCCACAUCAUGACUGAAGCAGAUAACAAUGUAAUUCAGCCAUCAAAGAAAAGAUUGCUUGAAGAUUCUGCCUCUGUAGUUUCCCCAAAAAGACAUGUCCUAGAAAGCACAAUGGGUUUUGCAGUUCCCUUAGUGAAAAGGACUGCGGGAUUUGUAGUUGUGAGGCGAGCUGGAGAGGUUAUCGAUCUUCUUGGACGACAACAUAACGACCUCUCUGACAUAAUAACAGUGACAGAAACUUCUGAAGACAAUAAAGUGGAUUUAAUAUUUAAUGCUUCACGUGAACUUGGUGAGAUACCUCAGGAUAAUUCCAAUGUUAAAAAGGUCACUGAGCAGCAUGUCCCUCAAGAUGUUGGUGGUAGUCAAAUGACUGUAUCUUCUAGGGAAGAUUCUUCAGAUGCUCUACCUCUUGGCCUCCGAGUGCUCUGGAGCUCGGACACAGGCAGAUGUGUGGAUGCCUCUCCCGUGCUGCUGGUGGGCCCCGAGAGAACCACAGUGUUCAUUGGCUCUCACUCACAUAGACUGCAGGCUCUUGACCUGACCAAUGGAGAGGUCAUCUGGGAGCGUAUCCUAGGAGAUCGUCUGGAGUCUUCUGCUGCCAUUUCAAAAUGUGGAACCCUUGUGGUAGUAGGCUGCUAUGACAGACAUGUGUAUUUCCUGGAUGUUUCCUGUGGGGAGACUUUAUGGAUGUUCGAGACGGGGGAUGUGGUCAAAAGUUCUCCUACUGUAGAUCCUAAAACUGGACUUGUUUUAGCAGGGUCCCAUGAUGGCUAUAUUUAUGCAUUAAACCCACUGGCCAAGUGCUGUAUAUGGCAGCACUAUUGUGGUGGCGGAGCAGUGUUUUCAUCCCCGUGCAUCCACCUGUCUCGAAGACAGUUGUACUGUUGUACUCUCGGAGGGAAUCUCCACUGUCUUAAUCCAGACAGUGGAAAAGUCUUGUGGACAUACACCAGCAGUGUUCCUUUUUUCUCAUCUCCUUCCUGCUCUGAUACUUGUGUCUUCAUUUGUUCAGUCAAUGGAAAUGUUCUUGGAUUAAGCCAUUCUGGAGUUAAGUUAUGGGAUUUCUCUGCUAAAGGACCAAUCUUCUCGUCACCAUGCAUUUCUUGUUUGGCAUCUUUGAACAAUUAUCAACUGCUGUCUAAAACUUCUUGCAGCAACAUAUCAGUGUUACCAUCACCCAAUCAGACGGUCACAUGUGGGUCACAUGACAGCUAUGUUUACUGUUUAAAUGCUGUUAAUGGAUUGUUACUAUGGCAGUUCCAGACCACAGGCAAGGUUUUCUCUACUCCAUUUGUAUUUAAUGGCACCCUGUGGGGUUUCACAGUACUAGUUGCUGUGUGCUCUACAGAUGGGACAGUGUGGAUUUUAGAUGGAGAGACAGGUACACUGAAGGCUUCUAUGUCUUUGCCAGGGGAGCUUUUCUCCUCUCCUGUUGUAUGGGGACAUUCCUUAGUGGUUGGAUGUCGUAAUGAUUUUGUUUACUGUCUAGAACUGAGCAGACAAUGAUUAAUUAAAAUAACAAACCCAGGUGCAGUUGGGUAAAUACAUUUACAAAGCAUUCAGAAAGUAUUCAGACCCCUUUAUUUUUUUCACAUUUUAUGUUGCAGCCUUAUGCUAAAAUGCUUUAAAAAAAAUUUUCUUUUUUUUCACAUCAAUCUACACUCCAUAAUGGCAAAGCAAAAACCAGAUUUUUGAUAACUUGGCAGAUUUAUUAAAAAGAAAAAACUGAAAUAUCAUAUUGACAUAAGUAUACAGAGCCUUUGCUAUGACACUUGAAAUUUAGCUCUGGUGCAUCCCAUUUCUCUGGAUCAUCUUUGAGAUGAUUCUACACUUUGAUUGGAGUCCACCUGUGGCAAAUUCAAUUGAUUGGACAUGAUUUGGAAAGGCACACAACUGUCUAUAUAAGAUCCCACAGCUGAAAAUGCAUCAGAGCAAAAACCAAGCCAUGAGGUCAAAGGAACUGCCUUCAGAGCUCAGAGACAGGACUGUGUCGAGGCACAGAUCUGGGGAAGGCUACGAUUUUUUUUUUUUUUUUUUUUUGUCUGCAUUGAAGGUUCCCAAGACCACAGUGGCCUCAAUAAUUAUAAAUAAAUAGAAGUUUGGAACAACCAGGACCCUUUCUAGAGCUGGUUGCCUGGCCAAACUGAGCAAUCAGGGAAGAAGUGUCUUGGUAAGAGAGGUGACCAAGAACCUGAUGGUCACUCUGGGUGAGCUCCAGAGAUCGUGUGUGGAGACGGGAGAAACUUGGACAACCAUUACUGCAACACUCCACCGAUCUGGGCUUUAUGGCAGAGUAGCCAAACGGAAGCCUCUCCUCAGUGCAAGACACGUGAAAGUCCACUUGGAAUUUGCAAAAAAAGCACCUAAAGGACUCUCGGACUGUGAGAAACAAGAUUCUCUGGUCUGAUGAAACGAAGGUUGAAAUGUUUGGCCUCAAUUCCAAACGUCAUGUCUGCAGGAAACCAGGCAAUGCACAUCACCUGCGCAAUACCAUCUCAACGAUGAAGCAUUGUGGUGGUAGCAUCAUGCUCUGGGGGUGUUUUUCAGUGGCAGGGACUGGUCAUGGUUGAAGGAAAGCUGAAUGCAGCAAAAUACAGAGAUAUCCUUAAUGAAAACCUGGUCCAGAGCGCUCAGGACCUCAGUCUGGGACGAAGGUUCACCUUCUAACAGGACAAUGACCUAUAGCACGCAGCAAGACAAUGCAAGAGUGGCUUAGGGACAACACAGUGAAUGUCCUUGAGUGGCCCAGCCAGAGUACGGACUUGAACCCAAUUGAACAUCUCUGGAGAGAACUGAAAAUGACUGUCCACCCACGGUCCCCAUCCAACCUGACAGAGCUUGAGAGGAUCUGCAGGGAAGAAUGGCAGAAAAUCCCCAAAUCCAGGUGUGCAAAGCUUGUCGCCUCAUACCCAAAAAGACUUGAGGCUGUAAUCGCUGCCAAAUGUGUUUCAACUAAGUAGAGUUAAGGGUCUGAAUACUUAUGUCAAUGUGAUAUUUCAGUUUUUUUCUUUUUUAAUAAAUUUGCAAAGUAAUCAAAGAUCUGUUUUUUGCUUUCAUUAUGGGGUAUGGAGUGUAGAUUGUGAACUUUUUUUUAUAGCAUUUUAGCAUAAGGCUGCAACGUAACAAAAUGUGAAAAAAAAAUUAAGAGGUCUGAAUACUUUAGGAA
This is a messenger RNA of Myxocyprinus asiaticus (Chinese sucker), 5213 nucleotides long. RefSeq names its product aminoadipate-semialdehyde dehydrogenase (gene aasdh). Bases 92 to 3553 code for a protein of 1153 amino acids. Gene Ontology annotation, biological process: amino acid activation for nonribosomal peptide biosynthetic process. The transcript is spliced from 14 exons. Gene Ontology annotation, molecular function: protein binding. NCBI's taxonomy places the organism in Eukaryota, Metazoa, Chordata, Actinopteri, Cypriniformes, Catostomidae. The record is from RefSeq and is a predicted model, not a curated record.